This is a messenger RNA of Pseudovirgaria hyperparasitica, 801 nucleotides long. RefSeq lists its product as uncharacterized. The record is from RefSeq and is a predicted model, not a curated record. Lineage: Eukaryota; Fungi; Ascomycota; Dothideomycetes; Acrospermales; Acrospermaceae. The transcript has 2 exons. Bases 1 to 801 code for a protein of 266 amino acids.
AUGCUGAGCAAGCAUCUCUCUGUUUCCAUCAUCGAAUACAUUCCCUUAGCGUCAUCGUCGACGGCUCUGUCUCGAACUACCACGACUCCGAUGACACAGAGUCAACUGCUUUCGCUCCCAAGCGAGCUUCUCGAUAAGAUUUACAAGUCAUGCCUCACCUCAGAUAAACCCAUCUACGUGACCCGUCCAGGCGAUCGUAUAUGGGAAGAGGAUCGUUACAAGCCACUCUGCCUCGCCCUUCUGCAAACCUGUAAACAGAUCAACGACGAAGCUACGCAAUACCUGUACGACAACGAAGUCUUCCUCAAGGACAUCAACGCAGCCAAAGUCCGCUUCGAAGCGAGACCUACAAAAUGGGCUUCUUUCCGCCGCUUCAUCGUCAAUGACAUACCGGAUUCCUCCCGGAAGUGCCGCAUCGGUCCUCAAUUGGCCCCUAUACUUGCCCGCACAACAGACUUGAAAAAGCUGACUAUUAAUUGCAAAAACCGCCACGACGUCAGCUUACUUGGAAACCUGUUCUGCACCGGGAAUCCGGAUAUGUGGGACAGCAUGGAUGGCGAGCGGGGGGAUGAGGCAUCUGGCCAACUCAAGGAUGUCGAGUACGGUUCUCGCACUGAUGGUGCGCUGGACGGUCUCGAAAUCGUUACUCGUGCUGUAGGUCUCGACAACGCCGCCCGUGCUCUAGGUUUCAAUGAUGAUACCCUCGUUACGGUGCAUUCUGCAGUGUAUAGAGUAUAUUUGGGGAAAUGUUUGCAGCAAUAUAGAGCGGAAAAGGCGCAAGAACACAAAGACAGCGAGUAA